CAACAUGUACAGCCCGUACAGUACCCACUGGUACUAGCAAUAUGAGAUCAAGGCUGCCUCAUGUACGCCUGCGAUGGACCUGAUCGCAUAUGACCAGCGCAGGAUCUUGGGAUCACUGCUUGAUCGCAAGUCGGUGCCGGGGCCACGCAUACCAGCAUAUAAAAGGAGACCCAUGCCUGUCGUAUCCUCCAGCUCAUCUUCUCCUUUCGAGUUCACCGAGUAGGUUGCCGGCAACCUCGCUCUAUUGUUUUACGACUCACGUUCUUCCCGCCGAAAUCCUUGAUAACGACCCCAGCACAUACAAGACAACAUGCGCUACUCUACACUCGCCUCUACUGUCCUUUUGGCGGUGGCCACAGCUCCCGCACUCGCUCAUCCGGUCACCAUUCGCGCGACCGGGGAUGCCUCCAUGGUCAGCGAGCGCGAGCUCCAAGACGUACUGGUGGGGCGCGGCUACUACGACGACAUCCUCUCGCGGGACCUCGAGGCGCGUAAAGACCCUGACAAAGCAGUGUCGAAGCAGGCCGCUGCGAGUGCCCAGGGGCAGAGGCGGAUGACAAUGGGCCAGUGGCGGCAGCGGCAGGCCGGUAGGGAGGAGGAGAAGGGGAAGCGCUUGCCAAACCCGUCUCACCCGCAUCUGAACGGCGGCGCCGGGCAGGGGGCGGGAGGAGGCCAACACCGUUCCCGGGAGUAUGACCUCGACGGCGGGCUGUUCGGGCGCGCGACCGAGGAUGCCUCCAUGGUUGAGCGUGCGCUCCAAGACGCACUAAUGGAGCGCGGCUACUACGACGACCUCCUCUCCCGAGACCUCGAGGCGCGUAAAAACCCUGAAAAGCCGAAGCCGGACGCUGCUCAGAGGCGGAAGGAGUUGAGGGAGGGUCAGUUGAGGGCAUUUGAGCACGGUAUGGCCCAGGGUCAUGACAGGCCGACUCAGAUUUUUGGCCAGGGGACUCGGCCUGGUCCGUCUCGCCCGCAACAGAGUGGCGGCGCCGGGCAGAGGGGGGGAGGCCAACACCGUCCCCGGGAGUAUGACCUCGACGGCGAGCUGUUCGGGCGCACGACCGAGGAUGCCUCCAUGGUCGAGCGUGAACUCCAAGACGCACUGAUGGAGCGCGGCUACUACGACGACCUCCUCUCUCGGGACCUCGAGGCGCGUAAAAGCCCUGAAAAGCCGAAGCAGGGCGCUGCGAGUGCCCAGAGCCUGGGGCACCUGCAAGAGCAGAAUCGGGUGGUGGGGGGGUUCUUGCGGGGGCAGAUGCAGGCGCGGAGGCGGGAGCGGGAGCAGAUGCAGAGCCUCUCUCCCUCCACGUCUGGUCCGUCUCACCCGCAUCCGAACGGAGGCGCUGGGCAGGGGGCGAGAGGCCAACACCGUCCCCGGGAGUAUGACCUCGACGGCGGGCUGUUCGAGCGCGGCUUCGAGGCAGAUGAGCUUGACUGAGCGGACAGCGUAGCAUGAUCGUGGCGCUGUACGAUGUAUCUCUGCCUGUCGUACGCAUCGUGUACAUUGUUGCGCAUUGCUUGUAAUGUGAAUCGUAACGUGAAG
Fomitopsis serialis is the source of this 1543-nucleotide messenger RNA. RefSeq lists its product as uncharacterized. NCBI's taxonomy places the organism in Eukaryota, Fungi, Basidiomycota, Agaricomycetes, Polyporales, Fomitopsidaceae. The transcript has 5 exons. Bases 311 to 1438 code for a protein of 375 amino acids. The record is from RefSeq and is a predicted model, not a curated record.